UAAACUCUUGAAUAGUCAGUUUAUUAUUAAUUAAUCCUGAUGCGUUUGAUGUACUCCAGAAUGUAGCUGUGAUUGUGACUGCUCCUGGAAGGAUCAACUCUCCAGAGGCCCAGUCCGAAACAGCCAAUACCCUCAGCAGCGAACGCGAAGGCGUCCCUAAAUCGGAGGCUAAACCCAACCGACGAUCUUCCCCAACAACACGUCUUCUUGAUCGCUUGACCGAAAGACGGGAACGUCGUCAGGAGAUCCUACGAAAUUUCUUCAACAUCGACCGCGAUGUUGAGGAAAACAGUGUCAACCCUGGAGCCAAUCCCGAGUUGACUCCUCUUCGGCGGACCAACCGACGCACUAAUACAGGUCCCGAGCUGCCCCACGGGACUGUCCCGGCUCCUAAUGGAGGAAUACGAAGCAUCCUCAGUAUGUUCAGACUACCACAGAAUGGGAGCAAUGGCACAAAUGCCGACGGUGUUGAAGCCGUCACGGCUGUGAACUCAAUUGCGCGAGCCUUAGGCCGUACACUUUUCGCGUCGCAGGCGGCACGGCGUAACCAAGCCGCUUCUAAUAAUUUAAUACUUAACGGAACUUUCAGUGAGAGUCAAGAAAGAGAACCCACGGUUUUCGAGAGAAAUUUUGAGGCAUCUAAAACCCAAGCGAGCAUCAACAGACUCGAAAAAGAAGUUGGAAGUUUUUUGGGGCGGCUGCUGGGCACCAUAUACCGCAACGCUGACCCCAUCGAUGAAUCUCUGUCAAAAGGAAUAAGACGAGUGCUGGGAGCACGUGUUCCGAACUCAACAAAUGAUACAGGGACCACCAAAAUCUCUGCUGUCUCAGCUCCCAGCGACAGUACAAAAUCUGCUGAAAGUAGCACUGGCUCACCUGUAGCUGGAACCACGCGCCGACCUUUCCAGUUCCGUUUAUCUUUCGAUGAUAUUGACCCUGCACCUGCACGCAACUCUGAUCACUCGGGGCCUUGAGGUCUUUAGCAGGUUAUUAGUUGUGUGCUGUGUAGGCUUAGUUUUAGGCUAAGAAUAAUGCAACUUUAAUAAUUCGCGGCUGCAGGUGUUACGGAGCUAUGUGCUUGACGCUGAAGAUGUAUAUUAGUUAUACGAAAGAGACCAUGAAAUUUCUGUUUCUUUUUGAAGGAAUGCCACUUACUUAGCUCAUAAAUGGACUGAAAUAGAUUUCGUCUUAUUCAUUGCAGGUAACGACAAGUGACAACUCAGGCUCUUUCUUAAUGUAUUUGCGCCGAAAUUUCAACAACCAUUACGGUUCUUGAAACUAAUAACGGUAUAUAUACGAUAUGUACGUUACACUUUGUAAGUUCUGAGGUAAACUGAAUUCUGCAGAUUUGCACAAAAUUUGAGCUACCAAAAAUGCCUAAAUUAAAUAGAAAAAAAGCACCCGAAAUUGAAACUGAUGGGAGAAAUUUAAUAUUUCUU
Hyalella azteca is the source of this 1439-nucleotide messenger RNA. RefSeq lists its product as uncharacterized. The record is from RefSeq and is a predicted model, not a curated record. NCBI's taxonomy places the organism in Eukaryota, Metazoa, Arthropoda, Malacostraca, Amphipoda, Hyalellidae. The coding region runs from base 420 to 974 and encodes 184 amino acids. The transcript has 3 exons.